CAAAAAUCAAACACAUACAAAAUGGAAGACAACGACCAAAACAAUUCCGACCGUGUGAUGAAAAUGCUUUCAGAAAUUGCAGAAAGAGUUGAAUCUAUGCGAGAUCAGGCUGCAGCUAUCCAAAGAGAAAGAGAAAAUAUUCUGGAGUUACUACAGGACAUGCAAGAUCUUGAAUUUCAUAAAGAUCUGCCAGAAGUGGAGAGAGAGGACAUUGAAUCAACAACAGAGAGACUGAUACUUCGAUGUUUGACAGUGGAAGUUGCUGUAUCAACACCAAGGAAUGAGUUACAGGAAGAAGCAUAUGAAUCAGUGACUUGCAUCCUUGACGAUUUACACCUUAAAUUUAAGCAGGAUCCGAAAAAACAUUCCGAUGUUAUAGAAUCUUAUCUCAAUGCCUGUUUGCCUGAACCUUUUAGUUCAAACUUAGACACAAGAUUCCAGUCUAAAAUAUUGGGCUGCACAGCAGAUGACCAGAAAAGUUUCCGGCAAAAGUUGCAAAAUAUGCAUAAACUGGCACUCAAAAUGCCAUUUUGUAAUGGAAACAAAGAGAAUGGAGAGGAAAUCAGUCAUACAAAUAACACUGAAGGUUCAACUGAAGAACAAUCAAGUGAAAAGACUUGAAAGCUAAUGUGAAGUUAAGAGGCAGAAAUACAUUAAUUGAUACUGUAAUUUGAUUCAAGUGUUUGAAAAGUAUCAUUUACUAAUGAUGCAGUAUAGAUAGACUAUAAUUUCAGUCGUUUUUGAUAAAGUUGCAUAUAUAUCUUGUAACAGUAGGUUGCACGUGAUACAUGAGAAUAUAUCCAUUGGAGUUAACAACAGAUGCUCAAUGCGUAGCUGAAACAUGCCAACUCGCAUAAAAAUAGCUUAUUUUAUCUUCAAUUUAGAUGAGUUAUUCACAAAAUUGUAUUAAGUUUCACAAUUAUUCAUUGCCUUCAUUGUUUAUUUUGAACUACAGCUUCAGUUUGUACAUCAUUUUUAUACCAUGAUCAUGCAAAAUGCAAUAGGAUUCGAUAGGGUACUUGUUUUUAUAGUGUAUGGAUUAUUUGAAAUGCAACUUGAUACAUGGAAGGUACGAUACACACACCAUGUGUUAAUCGGCAUAUUUCAUACACACGAAACUUUGGUGAUACGCUUGAUAUAUGCAAAACUAGAACACUGCAGUGAUCAGACUACUGUGAACUGUGAAAUAUGUUGAUGAAAAUUUUAUUUCAAGACCAUUUUAAAUUAAAAAAACAUUGCCGAAAUCAGGGCCAAAAUUUUGGACUUUAUUCCCAUGGCAAAGUUCUUUUCAGGGACUUUCUUUUAUAUUUCAGAACUCUUCUUAUUAUGAUAUUUGCUCAAUUUUUGACCUAGCUCAACACACAAUGUUUUAUAAUCAUAAAUAACUUGAAUGCUUUCCACCUUGUAACCUCAGUGAUACUCUGUGGACAAGGGUGCUUCUGUCACACUUUUGACAAUCAGCAAUUUCCAUGCGAUAUUGUAUUGUUUGUAUGCUGUUUCAGCAUCCUCCAGUCAUGACAGAAAAUUGCUUCGUUGUAACAAUUAGAGAAUGCUGGACUCGCAUACAGAGGAUGUGUAAUUGAACAGAAAAUGCAGAUUGUCAUUAUGGGUUCACUAUUUUUGUUUGUUGUAGUUUUAAGUUACCUACUGUGUUAUAGCCAGUAAAAGAUUUUAGAAUGUUUAUUUUGUAUAAAAUAAAUUUUAUUCUAAAUUUCCUGAAAACUGCUGUAAAAUCAGAUAUUUUUGCGAGGCUAAUGUUUGUUUUAUCUAAAAUUUGCAUUGAUUUGCUUGAUAGAAUAUUUAUAAAAACUUUAACAUAACAGUAUGAUUAUUAACAAUAAUACCAAUUUCAUGAGGAGACGGACCAUCAGUGAAUAUGGUGGUGAUUAAUCUCAUGUGAAACUCUGAUUUUUCAGUGUAGUAAUGGAAGUCGAGCUUUGAUAUAAGAUUGCAUCAUUAUAUAUUUAUUUUCCCAGUCAACAGAUGUAAAAUCUUCCAUGAUUUACUCUCUAGGACAGAGUUGUUUGAAUCCUACCUAUGUUCGAUAUCUGAAUUUCAAAUAUCUAUGUUGAUUUUAUCUCCAGAUGACAAGUGUUCGUUUCAUUUUAAGGAAAUAUUAAAAAAAUUUACUAAUAUAUUUUUUAUGUAUUUCGAAUUGUGUUAUUGAGAUGUUAAUAUUUAUGUUUUAACACUCAAAUGAAUGGUGUAAGGAAAGUUUGAUGUAUACUUUGAAAUCAUUAAUAUUCGUGGGGGACUAAUUUUCGUGGAUUUCAUAGUUGAGUGAAUCCAUGAAAUUUAAUCCCAACGAACAAGUAAAAUUCCCAUUCAUUUUAUGUUCGAAAGUUGAAAUUCAUGAAUUCAUAUCCCCACGAAAUUGUCAUUUUGACCAAAACCACGAAAAUUCAUGCCCAUGAAAUUAACGAUUUUACAGUAGUAUGGACCUUUCUAAUUGUCUUUGACAACUCAGUAAAAUACUAAAGCUGUUUGCCUACGGUAAGUGUAACAAGCUUUCCUUACACCCUUCAGGAUUUGCAUAAUGAUAUCAGAUAAAGAAUGAUACAGAAAACCAUGGACAUUGGACCUUCAAAAUGGUGUUACUCAUAAAAUAAUCAUAUUCAAGUUCUGUGUUUAGCAAAAUCCGAUGGUUUAUAGUUAAGAAAAAUUGCUGAUUUCUUCCAUAAGUAGAACUACUUACCAGAAAUGUCCGUUUUUCAGAAGUUGUUGUAUAGAAGGUUAGAAGAUUUGACUUAAGUUAAAAGCAAUACUGAAAACAAGUACAUUUAAAUGGUGUCUGUGGGAAAAAUGUCUUUCUGCAUAACCUAUCACUAUUUAUGUUCCCUUUUAGUUUGAAAGUACCAGUGACUUAUAGACUUUAAAACUGUUUUAACUUUUGAAUAGUCGAUUGUUUGAAAAUUUAAUCAUUACUUAAAUAUAACACACUUUCUAAAUUGGAUCCAUUCAUAACCACACAACUGUUUGGGUUAGAUGUAACAGUAAGUUCUUUCAGUUGAAAUACACCACUCUCAACAUGUCUUUCAGGUGAAAUACACCACUCACAGCAGGACACCUUGAGUCAGAUACAAGUUCCUUCAAUUGAAGUAAACCACUCAGCUGGAAACCAUGGGUUAGAUUCAAUAUAUAAAGUCUUUCUGUUCAAAAUAAUCACUCUCAACCAUAAACUUUAGGUCAUAUACAGUCGAACUUUGUUAGCCCGAACUUGGAUACUUCGUACACCACCCUUCACUCAAACUCAUUGUGAGGUCCAAGCAAAAUUACUAUAUAAUGUAUAUUGUUCCAAUGCUUAGACUACCAGUAGCUCAAACUAAUUUUGCUUGUCAUGUCGAGUUUGGGAACAAAGUUUUUGGUUGGUAUAAGCUCAUUCUAUGGAAAACAACUACUCUCAGCUGGAUUUUUUUUUUUUUUUUUUCUGUUGAAAAUAACCACUCCCAGGUCACAUAACCAUUUUCAGUUAGUAGCCUUUGGUCAGAUAGGUUCUUUCUAUUGAAAAUAACCACUCCCAACUGGAAAAAUGAACUUAUUCUUGUCCCAGUGGUGUCUAGUUAGGAGGUAUUCCUCUGUAUUAUAUUUUAUAUUUGUGUUGUAUCAUUUUAA
Molecule: messenger RNA, 3612 nt
Organism: Mercenaria mercenaria
Lineage: Eukaryota; Metazoa; Mollusca; Bivalvia; Venerida; Veneridae
Product: BAG family molecular chaperone regulator 2-like
Exons: 2
Coding region: 22-621 (199 amino acids)
Biological process (GO): protein stabilization
Molecular function (GO): protein-folding chaperone binding; adenyl-nucleotide exchange factor activity
Source: RefSeq, a predicted model, not a curated record